ACGUGAUGGAGGGGAGAGAGAGAAAGCGCCAAAAAAGAAAAAGAAAAAAAGAAAAAGGAAGAAAUCCCAAAAACUCCUUUCAAAGUCGCAGCCUGUUUUGCAUAAUAUCUACUGGUAAUAAGGUAGCGGCUAGCUGGGUGCCUCUGAAAGUUACUGCUAUUUGCUGUGUGGGUGGGGUGGUGGUGUCGUUGUAAGAAGAGAGAAGAGAGUAGUAGACGAACAAAAAAAAAAAAAAACAGGGAAGGGCAUAUAUUUUGCUCUCUUCGCAUUCCUUGCAGUGAGUGAAUGCUUUCUCGGCUUGGGUGUUGGAGAAAGUUAUAGCAGAGAGAGAGAGAGAGAGAGAGAGAGAGAGGUACUACUCCUGAGAGAAAUGCAGCAGCACCUGAUGCAGAUGCAGCCCAUGAUGGCAGCCUAUUACCCCAACAACGUCACCACUGAUCACAUUCAACAGUAUCUGGAUGAGAACAAAUCACUAAUUUUGAAGAUUGUUGAGAGCCAGAAUUCAGGAAAACUGGGCGAGUGUGCAGAGAACCAAGCAAGGCUACAGCGAAACCUUAUGUACCUGGCUGCAAUUGCAGAUUCUCAGCCCCAACCCCCUACCAUGCAUGGUCAGUUUCCCUCCAGUGGCAUUAUGCAGCCAGGAGCGCACUACAUGCAACACCAACAGGCUCAACAGUUGACACCUCAAUCGCUUAUGGCAGCACGCUCCUCCAUGUUGUACAGCCAGCAGCCAUUUUCGGCUCUGCAACAGCAGUUACACAGCCAGCUUGGUAUGAGCUCUAGUGGAAGUGCAGGACUUCACAUGAUGCAAAGUGAUGCUAGUCAUGCAGGAGGCAGUGGGCCACUCGGGGUUGGAGGGUUUCCUGAUUUUGGCCGUGGCUCCAGCGGAGAAGGCUUGCAGGGUGGUAGGGGGAUGGGAGGUGGAAGCAAGCAAGAUAUUGGGAGUGCUGGGUCUGCUGAAGGGCGAGGGGGGAGCUCCACAAGCCAUGAUGUUGAUGGCGGCGAGACUCUUUACUUAAAAGCUGCCGAUGAUGGGAAUUGAGAGGUAAGAAUGAAGAAUUAGUUGUUGGGUUAGCAUCUGAACUUAGGAGACAUAGGUGAGAAAUAUGAAUUUAGGGGGGAAAAAGAGACUUGCUGCUUAAAGUACUUUGUCACUUUAUGCGACGGUGCUGAGGAUUUACCCUCAAACCUGUGUCUUUAUGUUUUCUAAAGUAGUCAGAAUGAUGCAUCCUGUGGUUGUGUAUCAUGUAAAUUUGUAGGCCAUAUUGUGAUGUGUUUUGCUGUUAUGUCACUUUAACUGUGCUUUCUUUGUU
Corylus avellana is the source of this 1313-nucleotide messenger RNA. RefSeq names its product SSXT family protein (gene AN3). The record is from RefSeq and is a predicted model, not a curated record. Lineage: Eukaryota; Viridiplantae; Streptophyta; Magnoliopsida; Fagales; Betulaceae.